AUGCAACAUGCCCAGUACACCAACUACCAUUCGGCAUCUCAGCCAUCCCCGCCAAUGGUUUCUUACUCAAACAACACUUCACCAUCACCAACUUUCUCUCCGCCUUCACCCACUUAUAUGGGUACCGAGGCUAUGACCACUCGAUCAGUCGAUGAGUGGCAGUUGGCAGCAUGCUAUCCCAAUAUGAGCGAUGAUCGAUUUGCAAUGUCGACAUUGAACAGUGCUGUUGAUGCAUACAGCCUUGGAUACAUCGAUACUACUCCACCUACGCCUUCCUCCUACAUGCCUACCCAGCCAUUACAGCCAACUCUUCCUGAAGCAGCCAUCCAAGUGCUGGACGAGCCAGAAGAGGAGGGAGAAAUUCUUAUUGGCAUGGGGCUUUACGAUACUCCCGGUAAAUAUGAAGAGGACCCACACCUGAACAACUACCGGUCUACUGUAUCGUCUCUCCUCGGAUCCUCAGUCCGACCUCGGGAGCCUACUGGCAAGGGCCUGAAACUGGAGGAGACUUGGGAGCCCCCAAAAUCUGAUAAUGAGGAGGAGGAUGAAGAAGAGGAAGAGGAAGAGGAAGAUGAUAAUUAA
Messenger RNA from Trichoderma breve, 582 nucleotides. RefSeq lists its product as uncharacterized. The coding region runs from base 1 to 582 and encodes 193 amino acids. Lineage: Eukaryota; Fungi; Ascomycota; Sordariomycetes; Hypocreales; Hypocreaceae. The record is from RefSeq and is a predicted model, not a curated record. The transcript has a single exon.